AUGGUUAUUGCAACAAUAUGGAUUUUGAAAUUAUAAACAAUAUCUGUCAAGCUCACAUUUUAGAGGAACACACGAAUCGAAUAUAUUGUGAAAAUUUCUUCAAAAAAAUAUUUAAAAAUGGCAAGUCGUGGCAGUAUAUCUGACGAAAUGGUUUCGGGUGGAGAUAAACUACCUAUAAAGACAGAACUAGAUGAAAUUGAGGAAUUUCAUAUAAAAUCCGAAGUGGGUAGAUCGCAUGUGGUCAAGGGAAUUUCUUCUCUAACUGAGGUUAAUAACUGGAUAACUGCUCUUUACGAGCAAAUUCUGACGAGACUAAGCGAUAUGAGAAGCAAUCAACGUAAUGUUCGACUGCUUGCUUGCAGCAGACAGUGUAACAAUAUUAUAGACUCAAUGUUGAAGAAGAUUGACGACUACGAAGCCAAUUUUGGGUACAGCCAAGAUAACACUCGCCAACAACCAAUGGCAAUAUAA
Sitodiplosis mosellana (orange wheat blossom midge) is the source of this 471-nucleotide messenger RNA. RefSeq lists its product as uncharacterized. NCBI's taxonomy places the organism in Eukaryota, Metazoa, Arthropoda, Insecta, Diptera, Cecidomyiidae. The transcript is spliced from 3 exons. The record is from RefSeq and is a predicted model, not a curated record. Bases 118 to 471 code for a protein of 117 amino acids.